Neohortaea acidophila is the source of this 782-nucleotide messenger RNA. RefSeq names its product thioredoxin-like protein. The transcript has 2 exons. Gene Ontology annotation, biological process: response to oxidative stress. NCBI's taxonomy places the organism in Eukaryota, Fungi, Ascomycota, Dothideomycetes, Mycosphaerellales, Teratosphaeriaceae. The record is from RefSeq and is a predicted model, not a curated record. Gene Ontology annotation, molecular function: glutathione peroxidase activity. Bases 45 to 722 code for a protein of 225 amino acids.
GUUCGUUUCAAGUUUAUUAUUGCGUCUUCGCUCCGCCACCUUAUAUGCCACCGUCUUACCACCGUCGUCUCCUCGCCCUUGCUCGACACAUUCAACCGGCUACGCAGUCUAUCGGACCACAUCAACCGCAUUCCUUCCACAGGUUCGCACAGACACAGACACUCGCAACGAUGGCGGCCAAGCCAGACACUUUCUGGGAGUUCAAGCCCAAAGAUAAGAAAGGCAAUGAAUACUCCCUGCAAGACCUGCAGGGCAAAGUCGUGCUGGUUGUCAAUACAGCCAGCAAGUGUGGCUUCACUCCUCAAUACGCCGGCCUGGAGAAGCUCUACAAAGAACUCAAGCCCACGCACCCCGACUUCGAGAUUCUCGGCUUCCCCUGCAACCAGUUCGGCGGGCAAGAACCUGGCAGCAAUGACGAUGUGCAGAACUUCUGCCAGGUCAAUUACGGCGUUAGCUUCCCAGUGCUCGGCAAGACGGACGUCAAUGGAGGCAACGUCGAGCCUGUGUGGGAGUGGAUGAAGAAGGCCAAGCCAGGUCUCCUGGGGAUGCAGAGGAUCAAGUGGAAUUUUGAAAAGUUUUUGAUCGGCAGGGAUGGCAAAGUGGUGCAGCGCUGGGCCAGCACCAGCAAGCCGGAAAGCUUGAAGGCGACGAUCGAAGAGGAGUUGAAGAAGGGCGCGAAGCCCACGCCGACGAAAGAGGCGCCUGCGCCUACUACGAGCUAGGAAUGUGGAGGCACAUGAGCUGGGGGGGGGCUAAUUGAAAGAUUAAGUGCAUGCAGUUGU